UUUACAUAAACAUAUUUUGUAAAUUAUAGUUCAAUUAAAAUAUAUUAGUAAAAAUGCCUGUAGAUAUAAAAGAACUUACUGAAGGAUGGCUGGAACUGGAAAGUGAUCCUGGUCUUUUUACGCUUCUUUUAGAAGAUUUUGGCGUGAAAGGAGUUCAAGUUGAAGAGAUAUACGAUCUUAACAAACCUUUAGAUAGUCCUGUUUAUGGCUUUAUUUUUCUAUUUAGAUGGGUCGAAGAACGACGGUCACGACGCAAAGUCGUAGAACAAAAUGAAACAUUUGUUAAAGAUGAAGAUAUUGUAAAUAAUAUAUUUUUUGCUCAGCAGAUGGUACCUAAUAGUUGUGCCACCCAUGCACUUAUUUCAAUUUUGUUAAAUUGUCCAACUAUACACUUGGGAGAGACUUUAAUUAGAUUGAAAGCACAUACGCAAGGAAUGAGCCCAGACAAUAAAGGCUGGGCAAUUGGAAAUACACCAGAGUUAGCUUGUGCACAUAAUUCACACGCCAUGCCACAGGCUAAAAGAAGGCUAGAAAAAGGCAGUGGGGUAUCAACUGGUAGAUUUACAGGUGAAGCGUUUCAUUUUGUAAGUUUUGUUCCUAUCGGUGGUAGACUUUUUGAGUUGGAUGGGUUAAAACCAUUUCCAAUAGACCAUGGGCCAUGUAAUGAUAUGGAAUGGACUGACAAGUUUCGUAGUGUUAUUACUGAUAGACUGGGAAUUACAGCUGAUGAAUAUAAUGAAAUUAGAUUUAACUUAAUGGCUGUUGUACCCGAUAGAAGAUUAGCUAUUCAACAUAAGUUAAAAAUGUUACGAACUAAUAAGCAAAUAGUUUUAGAUGCAUUGCAACAUUUAGUUAAAAUCAAAGAUAAAGGAGGCGGUACUAAGUUAGAAAAUCAAGGAGAACAUGUUAAGAUUUCAAUAUCCAACAGUGCUGAAGAGCAAUCUACUGAGGCAUCUAAAGAAGGCCAUUCUGAAGAUGAAUCAAGAAAUUCCAAACCUGAGAUAGUAUCUGCAACCAGUAAAGUAACUCUAUGUCCCCUAGAUUAUGCAACACCUUUAACAAUCCAAACUUCUCCAGCUCCUAGUACUUCAGGCACUGAUACUCCUUCAGAUAUUGGAUCAGCUUUUAACUCUCCAACACAAACAUGGAAUUGGGCUAAUUCUGCAGGAGGUCAAAAUAGUCCUACAUCUAAAGAUUUGAAAAGGUUUGUUGUACUAAGAAUGGCAGAACAGGAAGAUAAGGAGAGAACUAUUUCCAGAUCAAAUUCGGAAAAUACUGAACGAAAAUCAAGUGGAGGUCAUGCUAGAGUACACACUAGUGAUGGAGAUCCAGUUGUAGCUGAAAAAAAGAAUCAAGAAUUGUUAGAACCUCAUACAUUUGCCCCAAAAGAUCUUCUAGCAUUAUUACGAAACUUAGAAAAUGAAAUUUGUAUGUGUGAAAUGAGUCUAAAAGAUGAAAAUGAUAAACAGAAUAAAUAUAAGGUAGAUGACAGUCGCAGAACUCAUAAUUAUGAUGAAUUUAUUUGCACGUUUUUAUCUAUGCUUGCUGAACAGGGAAAACUUGCAGAUUUAGUGGAACAAAAUCUUGUAUUGCCAAAAAGACCUAACAACUCGACACCAGUGCCUAAGCCAACUAAAAAGAAAAAAGACGGUGGGAAGAGAAAGAAGAAAGGACGCUCAAAAGUUAAAAAACGAAGAUAAAAUGUUAUUUUUUCUCUAUGUGUAGAUAUUUAUAUAAGUACAUGAACUCAUACUAAGCAUGCAUGACAUU
Molecule: messenger RNA, 1770 nt
Organism: Diabrotica balteata
Lineage: Eukaryota; Metazoa; Arthropoda; Insecta; Coleoptera; Chrysomelidae
Source: the annotation of a GenBank genome assembly